Osmia bicornis bicornis is the source of this 2089-nucleotide messenger RNA. RefSeq lists its product as uncharacterized. Gene Ontology annotation, cellular component: SCF ubiquitin ligase complex. Gene Ontology annotation, biological process: SCF-dependent proteasomal ubiquitin-dependent protein catabolic process. Gene Ontology annotation, molecular function: protein binding. NCBI's taxonomy places the organism in Eukaryota, Metazoa, Arthropoda, Insecta, Hymenoptera, Megachilidae. The record is from RefSeq and is a predicted model, not a curated record. The transcript has 8 exons. Bases 218 to 1510 code for a protein of 430 amino acids.
GCGGAAUUCGAAGUUCGUAGUAAACUAAAGCCCAGUUUAUAUUGAGUAAUUUAAUGGGAUCGUAAAUGUUCAUUUUAAGUAUAAUCCAUCGUUUUCAGAAACUAUUGAAUAAAUAUGUUAACACAAUUAAAUACUGAAACAAUCUUUUAUCAAAUAUAUUAACCAGAUACAAAAAUAUAUACUUGUCAUAAGAAAUAUUAUCAGGUGCAAAAAGAAAAUGAAAAUGAAACGCAGCAGGUCUUUGUCUCCUAAAGCUUCGUGCAGUGAGGAUGACAUGAAGCGCAUGAAACUUGGAGAGAAUGAGAAAAAUGACAUAAUAAUAAUGCAUCCCCAUAUAUUAGAUUUUUCUGAUGAUGUAUUACUAAACAUUUUCAAGUAUCUGAAUCCUCAAGAUCUCAUGGCAAUAAGCUUAUCGUGUCAGCGGUUAGCUCAAGUUGCCCAAGACAAAACUUUAUGGAGAAGAGUAGAUUUUCGGGUGAAACCGAUAUUACUAAAUGAUUUAAAAGAAUAUAUAAAAUUUUUUCAACCAAUGACAGUAAGCCUCGCUGUACGUGGUAGUUUGCACUGUGAAAAAGAAGCAGAGCUUAGUCCCUACUUUUUUAGUUCUAUCAAAAAUUCAUGUACUCAACUAAAGGAAUUAACUAUCGAAGAAUAUUAUAUCAAUGGAGAUAAGAUUCAGAUAACAGAUUUUCCACGUACCAUUGAAAAACUUUCAUUAGAGGGUUGCAAAAUGGGAUAUUUACGUGGUAAUAAGUCGUAUUUUUUUAAAAUGAAUUUCCAUAUGCCUAACUUAACAUGUUUGAUCUUAAGCAAUUGUCAGUGGUUCACUCCACAUUCAUUACUAGUUAUUAGUAAAAUGCCAAAGUUGAAAGAAUUAAGGCUAAAUUCGUGUCACCGAUUAGGAGAAUGCGUUGCUUACACCAGUUUGGCUACAAGAUUCGGAUUUAAAACUUUAGAGAUUCUUGACUUGCGAGAUACUGCACUUGGUGACAGUGAAGUCGGAUGUUUCAGUUGUACUAAAACUUUAACUCAUCUUUACCUUGAAUGCCCUUUUAAUUUACGAAAUACAGAAUCGUCAGAUCAAGAGUCAAGGCCUCUGCCACCGGAAGGUUUAAAUCAACCUGUAUAUGAAGAUGAUAAUCUUGUACAGUUUGUCGUUGAAGACGGAUUUCGUUGGGAAAAUUACACAUUUGGACGUUGCUUAAUCACAGAUAGAGCAAUAUGUGCUCUUGGAAUUGACACGUGUGAUCGCAAAAUAAUAAAUAAUUCGGCAGAAGGAGUUAUAGUUGUAGAAGAUGACAAACGAAUAUUUAACAAUCCACACUUAAAAACAUUAGUUGUCAGAAAUUAUCCAUACGUUACUAACUCCAGUCUCGUACAUCUGGCUUUGAAUGCGUCAAGUCUCGAAUAUUUAGAUGUAAGUGGUACUUCAGUUACAAGGCAAGGAGUUGAAACUUUUAAGUCUCGAAGAUCAAACGUUAAAAUAAUCACUUCAUUCGAUGAAACAUAGUUGAGGCAAACUAUAAUGGAAAUGUGAAUUUAGUGCGAUUAACACAAGUUUAAAUAUAUGAUUGAUACGUAUUUAAACAUAGAGGAACACAAGCAUUUGAAAAGUACAGAGUCAUUUUAAAAGCUUCAAUGCCAGGAUACUCUUACAGUUAAAUAGAUCUAUUUUCCGCAGAAACAUAACUAUAAGAGUUAGAAGUAAACAGUUUUUUACUUUAAUUAGGUAAUAUGUAUAAAUCAUCUUAAUUUGCAUCUUAAUUUUACAAUCUCCAUGUGUGUUCAAUGUAUUUAUUCGUAUGUGUUACAGUUCCAUUAUAUUGUAUAUAAGUAUAUGUGUGCAAUUUAAUAACAUAUUCAAUUUUAUGAUGGUAAUUCUUAGAGCAACAAAAUAUAAUACAUUACUUUCUAUUCAUAAUAAUGUAAUGUUAUUAUCGAAAUAGAAAACAUUAAUAUGUAUGAAGCAUUUCAAAUACAUCACUUGGAGAAGGGUUAGUGAUACACACUAUAAUUGUAAAAAGGCGUACAGUGGAUAAAAGUUAUUUAUUAAAAAAAAAAUAAAAAAUUGAAAGAUAUUGACACGUGA